AUGGAUAAAUCUGUUUUAUUGGAAAUGCAGCUUAAAGAAGCAUUAGAUAGAGAAGCGAAUUUAAAAAAACUAAAUGAGUCAUUAAUGAAAGCUAUGGGAGAUAUUUCUAAUCAUGACAAAGGAAAAGAAAUACAAUUAUUAAAUUAAUUACAUGAUUCAGAAAUUUCUAAAUUGAAGACAACUCUUAGUGAGAAAAUAACUAUUUUAGAAUAUGAAGUAACUUUAUAUUAAUAUUUAGUAUCGAAAUAAAUGUUAGGAAUUUAGUAAAUUGGAAAAAAAUUACAAUCAAUUAAUGUUAGAUUAUGAAGAAUUAGAGAAUAAAGAAAAGUAUUAUUAAUUAUAAAUUUAUGGUAGAAAAUGUUAUAAAUGUACUGACUUUUAACUUUAGAUUACACAAAUUAUAAAAUAAAAUGAAAUUUAGAAAGAAGGUUUGGCUAGAGAGUUUUCAGAAGCAUUAAAUAAUUAAAAGUCAAUUUUAGAAUAUGUAUAAAAUUCAAACUAAUGAAAGGAUUCUAAUUGUCUGAAAUUAAAAGUCAAAUAACUUAACUUUGAAUUAGAAUAAGAAUAUAAAGAAAAAGAAAAAUAAUAAAAAAUAAUGCAAGAAUUGGGUUAAUUACAUGAAUAAGCAGUAUUUUUAUAAAAUAAAUUAGUAAAGAAGCUUAUUGUAAUAAAUAGCUGAUCUUAAUAGAGUUCAUAAUGAAACUAUUAUCCAAAAUAAUUAAUAUUAAACCCUUAGUUAAACAAGAGAGCAAUCAUAAGCAUAAAAAAUUUGUUAGUUAGAAUAAGAUAAAAUAAUUUUAGAAAAACAUUUAUUAGAGUAGAAGUAAUUAGUAAUUAAAACUUUUUUAGAGAUUAGAAUCUUAAAUUGGAAAACUAAAUUAAAUAACUUGAAAUUUAAUUAAGAGAUAAAGAAAAUAAAUUAAUGGAAUAGAAGAAUGAAUUAUCAAAAAAAUUAAUCAAUGAAAAGAAAAUUGCAGAAUAAUGUUAAGCUGUAGCUUUGAAAUUAAAAAAUGAUUUUUAAAGGAAAUAAUCUCUACUUAUUGAAGAAUCAUUAAAAAAAGAAUAACAGUUAAAAUCAGUUUAAACUUAAUUAACAAGAUAAAAAAGUAGAAAUAAAUAUUAUGAAAAUGCAUUAAGUUAAGUUAAUUUAUUAGAGAUUAAAAAUUCAACUCCUAAAUAAAUUAAACAUAAAAAGAAUAAUUUUUCUAAUGAUUAUAAUAAUUAAAACUAACUUGGGCAUAAAAAGGUAUUUAAAAGUUGAUUUGUAGAAUGCACUAAGUUAAGGUCAUGUUAAUAAAAUAAAAAUAUUGCCAUCUUCAAUAUAAAAAAGUGAAGCUGAUUCUAUUCAUUUUAAUUUAACUGAUAUGUUAAAUUCUACAAGAAAUCCAGAUCAAUAAAAUCUUUCAUGUAGGUAAUCAAAUGAAGAUAUUGGAUCUCAUAUAGAAUAAUUCAAUUGUGCUGCAAAAUUUGUAUUAUUAAUAUAUUUAUGAAUAUAAGGUUUAGACAAAUGAAGAUUCAAUUAUUCCAAUGUAAUAAUUGACAGAUAGAUAAUUAUCUCCAAGAACAAGAAGUAUUUUUAUCAUUUUUUAAAUUAAUAGUUUAAACAGUUAAUCCAAAAGGACCACCUUAAAGAGUAAGAUAAAUUCAAGCUGAUUUAUAUAAAGAGAAUAUAGUUGUAAGGCCUAAAGGAUGA
This is a messenger RNA of Paramecium sonneborni, 1693 nucleotides long. NCBI's taxonomy places the organism in Eukaryota, Ciliophora, Oligohymenophorea, Peniculida, Parameciidae. The record is from the annotation of a GenBank genome assembly.